Messenger RNA from Spirometra erinaceieuropaei, 682 nucleotides. The record is from the annotation of a GenBank genome assembly. Lineage: Eukaryota; Metazoa; Platyhelminthes; Cestoda; Diphyllobothriidea; Diphyllobothriidae.
UUGUAGCCCGUUGGUACUGCACUCGCCUCCCCUGGAGGAACAACUAAACUUGGGGGAGUCGGCAGCCACUUUGGACACUGUCAUAGUAAUCGAAUCUGAUGAAGAGGGUUUGGAUGGCCACUCAGACGAAAUACCAGCCUCUAGUGACGCUGCUGGUAGUGAUGCCGCGGCCACCGCUGCACAGGCAACUAAUCAGGGGUCGCCCUUCCCUUUAGACAACCUGCAGUUACCCUCGGCCUUUCUUUCUGAAUCAGAUGACGAUGCUGACCUUGGGGCUAUUGCACCGAUUGAUCCAGCCAGCCAGGCUGAAAUUUGCGAGUCGAUAAGAUCUUACACUGCCUCUGUUGCCCCUUUAAAUCCAGAUGUUCGGAAGUCCGAAGAAUGCAUAUCCUUGGACUGCGACAGCGGAGACAAAGAGGAAAUCGUAGACAGUUCGCGACGGUCUCCCAGUGCCACAGUGCCGUCGACGCUUGUCUCAGAAAUGUCCCCGGUCAGUGGCACCAAAAAAGGUGACAAUGAGCCACGCUCUGAGAUUUCUCUUCUUGAUUCCGAUCGCGAGAAUGAGACGGAGAGGCAGGAAGCAAAACCACCGUCACCGCCAGUUAGUUUGCCUUUGCAUGCUGCCGCCGUCGACCCUAACGGAGCUACUGUUUCCCCACCAUACCGCGAGGAACCGAGGUGA